AUGGAUUCCACCAAAGAAGCUUCCGUUACCGAUUUGAAGAGACCGAGAGAAGAAGAGGAUGAUAACGCCGUCGUCGCCGCCGCUUCAAUGGAGACGGAUAACUCCGUUAAUGGCGAUGAGAAGAAGGAGCCUGCUUGUUUCUCCUCCGUUAUUCCUGGGUGGUUCUCUGAAAUGAGUCCAAUGUGGCCAGGAGAGGCACACUCUUUGAAAGUUGAGAAAAUUUUGUUUCAAGGGAAAUCAGAUUACCAGGAUGUGAUUGUUUUCCAGUCUGCGACAUAUGGAAAGGUAUUGGUUUUGGAUGGAGUAAUCCAACUUACGGAAAGAGACGAAUGCGCUUAUCAGGAAAUGAUCACUCAUCUUCCACUGUGUUCUAUUCCUAAUCCAAAGAAGGUCUUGGUCAUUGGAGGAGGAGAUGGAGGUGUACUGCGGGAAGUUGCACGCCAUGCUUCUGUUGAGCAGAUUGACAUGUGUGAAAUUGAUAAAAUGGUGGUCGACGUGUCUAAGCAGUUUUUCCCUAAUGUAGCGAUUGGAUACGAGGAUCCUCGUGUGAACCUCGUCAUUGGUGAUGGUGUUGCUUUCUUGAAGAAUGCUGCUGAAGGAUCAUACGAUGCAGUUAUUGUUGACUCAUCAGAUCCAAUCGGUCCUGCAAAGGAGCUGUUUGAGAAACCCUUCUUCCAAUCCGUGGCUAGAGCCCUUCGUCCUGGUGGGGUUGUGUGUACUCAGGCUGAAAGCUUGUGGCUUCACAUGGACAUCAUCGAAGACAUUGUUUCCAACUGCCGUGAGAUCUUCAAGGGUUCUGUGAACUAUGCAUGGACCAGCGUUCCUACAUACCCUAGGCAUGUUCAAUGA
Messenger RNA from Arabis nemorensis, 849 nucleotides. The record is from the annotation of a GenBank genome assembly. Lineage: Eukaryota; Viridiplantae; Streptophyta; Magnoliopsida; Brassicales; Brassicaceae.